AUGGCGAGCGCUCACGCCGGCUUUGCCCUCACCAUCGCUGCUUCCAGAAGCUUCAGCUUCAAUAUCGUGGCAUGCCCCUCCCCCUCGCCCACGCAUCGUCCGGUCGCUUCGCGCGUUGGGGUCCGCAACCAGCAGCGCGCGUCCACUGCCACGGCCUGCCUCCAGCAGCCGAGCGCCUCCCAUGACGCCGCCACCAGGCUGUACGUCAGCGGUCUUUCGUUCCGCACCACCGAACAGAACCUCCGGGACGCAUUCGAAAAGUUUGGUGACCUUACGGAAGUUUGUCUCGUGAUGGAUAGAGUAGCGAAGCGACCGAGAGGUUUCGCUUUCCUUUCUUACACCGAGGAGGAGGAAGCCAGGGGCGCCAUGGAAGGAAUGCACGGGAAGGUGAAAGAUGUUCAGAUCGUCAGAUGCUUGUGUGAUAAUCUGUUGAUCGUCAGAUGUUCAGAUAACUUGUAG
Messenger RNA from Miscanthus lutarioriparius, 459 nucleotides. Lineage: Eukaryota; Viridiplantae; Streptophyta; Magnoliopsida; Poales; Poaceae. The record is from the annotation of a GenBank genome assembly.